Molecule: messenger RNA, 878 nt
Organism: Daldinia vernicosa
Lineage: Eukaryota; Fungi; Ascomycota; Sordariomycetes; Xylariales; Hypoxylaceae
Exons: 1
Coding region: 359-565 (68 amino acids)
Source: RefSeq, a predicted model, not a curated record
GGUAGUUGGAGGUGAGGUAUCAGUAUGUAAGUUGUAAAGCAAAGUCACUCUAUCUUCGACGGGUGAACAUUGUCUCCUCUAACAGCCGUAAAGUGGAGGUCGUGGGUUAUCGUCACCGCGCGGUAUCAAAUUCCCGAACCGGCGAUCUUAUCCCUUCUCUCAUCCAGGAAAUGUUGAUCUUACUACAGCCCGCCCUCUCAGCCUCUUUGCCGCAUCGGUAUACAUGGUACUAGGGGGCAUCAUCCGAACCGUGCACGGGGAGCCCUACUACUCCCUUAUCCGUGUUAAUAUCCUAACCAAAGUCUUCGUGUUCGGCGGCAUAGCUUCCUUCUGCGUAUAGGGCGGCGGGACCGGCCUCAUGGCGCAAAGCGGACAAGUGGAUAACGGCGAAAAGAUUGUCGUCCGAGAGCUGCUUAUUCAGAUUAUCAUGUUCAGCCUCUUUAUCGUUACAGCUAUGACAUUCCAGACCAGAGAUCAAAAGGGCAAAAUAGAUGCUUCGGCGCACGACGCUACGGGCUGGAGGCCAGCAUGCUCAUGUUGUACAGCGUCAGCGCGCUUAUUAUGAUCCAGAGUAUCUUUCGAGUAGUCGAAUUCGCUGUAGGUCAGGACGGCUAUCUUCUUAGUUUAGUAACUAAUGGACAGUCUACGUCUUCGACUCGGGUUUGAUGCUGGUGGUUAUGGUUUUCGUCAUUGUGCGGUACCCAGAUAACCUCCAGCGUUCUGAGGCCGCCCACUGGUCAAAUUGGGACGGCAAUCUUGCGGGGCGAAAUCAGGAUGAGGCCUCGGCCUCCGACGUGACGAGGCUCGAUGACCCGAUUUAUCCGAUUUCCAAGUGAAAGGCGUUUCUUGGCCUUAUGUCGGUAUGGUACGUUUACAGC